Messenger RNA from Trifolium pratense (red clover), 1697 nucleotides. RefSeq names its product reticuline oxidase-like. The record is from RefSeq and is a predicted model, not a curated record. Gene Ontology annotation, molecular function: oxidoreductase activity; FAD binding. The transcript has a single exon. The coding region runs from base 25 to 1668 and encodes 547 amino acids. Lineage: Eukaryota; Viridiplantae; Streptophyta; Magnoliopsida; Fabales; Fabaceae.
UCUUCACAUUCACAACCUUAAGCCAUGUUCAACUUCUUCAAAACAUUAUUAUGCAUUCUAUGUUUCCUCUUUCUAUCCUUUCAUGUUUCUCUGUGUUUCUCUUCUUCUUCACUUGGGAACUUUACUUUUUGCUUGGAUAAUCACAAAAUAAAAAACUUCACUGCUUUCCCUUACAAUGAACAUGAUCAACCUUCUGCUUAUAAUUACUACAAACUUCUUAACUUUUCAAUUCAAAACCUUCGGUUCGCAGAACCUAAUAUUCCUAAGCCGAUCGCAAUUGUACUUCCAGAGAGUUUGGACCAGUUACAGAAAACUGUAACAUGCUGUAGACAAAAUUCUUUGGGAAUAAGAGUGAGAAGUGGUGGACAUAGCUAUGAAGGAACUUCCUCUGUUGCUGGUAAUGGUACUCUUUUCGUCAUCAUUGACAUGAUGAAUUUAAACAAUGUCAGUGUUGAUAUUAAGACAGAAACAGCAUGGGUUGAAGGCGGUGCGACAUUGGGAGAAACGUACUAUGCUAUCUCUCAAGCAAGUGAUGCAUAUGGAUUCUCAGCCGGGUCAUGUCCAACCGUAGGAGUCGGCGGACAUAUCAGUGGUGGUGGAUUUGGUUUGUUGUCUAGAAAAUACGGACUUGCAGCCGAUAAUGUGGUUGAUGCCCGUCUUAUUGAUGCGAAUGGGCGAUUAUUAGACCGCAAAACUAUGGGAGAAGAUGUGUUUUGGGCUAUUAGAGGAGGAGGUGGUGGUCUUUGGGGAAUUGUAUAUGCAUGGAAAAUUCAAUUGUUGAAAGUGCCACAAACUGUAACUAGUUUCAUUGUAUCUAGAACAGGCACAAAAAGUCAUAUUGCUAUGCUAGUGAAUAAAUGGCAAAAUGUGGCACCAAACUUGGAUGAUGAAUUCUACUUAUCAUGUUUUGUUGGUGCUGGUUUACCUGAAGCUAAAAUAAUAGGCUUAUCAACAACAUUUAAAGGGCUUUAUCUUGGUCCUAAAGCAAAAGCCAUAUCUAUGUUGAAAAAGGCUUUUCCUGAAUUAGGUGUUGCAGAAGAAGAAUGUAGAGAAAUGAGUUGGAUAGAGUCAGUUGUUUUCUUCUCUGGAUUAACUGUUGGAGCUUCUGUUUCUGAGUUGGGGAAUAGAUAUAUGCAAGAUAAAGAAUAUUUCAAGGCAAAAUCAGAUUUUGUAAGGAGCUAUGUUCCUCUUAAAGGUAUAGAAACUGCAUUGGAUUUUCUAGAAAAGGAGCCUAAAGGGUCUGUUAUUUUGGAUCCUUAUGGUGGGAUUAUGCAUAAUAUAAGCAGUGAUUCUAUUGCUUUUCCACACAGAAAAGGAAACAUUUUUUCAAUUCAAUACUUGAUUUAUUGGAAAGAAGUGGACAAUGAAAAAAGUAGUGAUUAUAUUAAUUGGAUAAGAGGAUUCUAUUCUUCUAUGACUCCUUUUGUUUCAUUUGGUCCAAGGGCUGCAUAUAUUAAUUACAUGGAUUUUGAUCUUGGAGUAAUGAAGAUGAUUAGUACUAAUGAUGUGGUUAAAGCAAGGGUUUGGGGUGAAAAGUACUUCUUGAAUAACUAUGAUAGACUUGUGAGGGCAAAGACUUUGAUUGAUCCUAAUAAUGUGUUCACUAAUGAACAAGGGAUUCUUCCUAUGCCUUUUAAUAGUUCCAAUGCCAAAGCACUUACUUCAUAAGUCAUUCUAUGUAUGUAAAAGGAUUUACU